GAAUGUUCAACACGCAGCGCCAAGAAUAAAAGCGACUCAAAAGCGAAGAACUCAUGGAAUCAAGUGAUGAAGAUCGACGAAAUCAUGGUGCACAAGAAAGAUAUGUGUGAUAUCAUCGACACUCGCCUCCAGCAGGGAGGCGACGAUUCACUAAGUUUACUGCGGCACGAGGUGCUAUUCAAACAGAUUAUAGGAAGCGACGAAAGGAAUUUCGAAGCAAUACUCACAAUGUUGAAAUCAUAAAUUCAACAUCAUGGUCUACCGGGAAUUUUAAGCAUAUGGUGCAGCCAAUACAUGUAUGGCCUUCAUAGGCCAUAGAAUCUUACUACCUCAUCUUCUCUGAUCUCGUCUUGCUAUGUUAAUUCGCUAUUUGGGCAGUUGCUUGGAUGUCAAGAGAGUCCUAUUAGGCUUAGCUAGAGAAUGGGCAGAAGCAUAUACUACUCAAUACAUACAAAUGUAUUAGUUAUGAACUUUUCAAU
Messenger RNA from Xylaria bambusicola, 479 nucleotides. RefSeq lists its product as uncharacterized. Bases 67 to 243 code for a protein of 58 amino acids. The record is from RefSeq and is a predicted model, not a curated record. The transcript has a single exon. Lineage: Eukaryota; Fungi; Ascomycota; Sordariomycetes; Xylariales; Xylariaceae.